AUGUUCAGAGACAGCCUCGAUGAUGUGGGUACCAUCAGCAAGAACUCCGUUGAACACGAUCUUGGCUCCUUCUGGAACUUCAGCAGCUGGAGCAGCAGCUUCAGUCGACUCGACGUGAACGGCUUGGACAGCCUCCUCAGUUGGAGCACUUUCCUCCUUGUUUUCUUCUGCUGGAGCCUCGUCGAAUUUCUCCUCAACAGAGUUCUCCUCCUUCUUAUCUCCAUGGGUUACCUUCUCCACAACAGCAUCUUUCACUUCCUCCAACUUCUCAACAGCAUCUGUGAAUGCCUCGUGGAUCACAGCAGAGGCAUUCUGAACGGCUUCUUGGAUUGCAGAGUCCUUGGCCUCCUUGGCCUCAACUUCGUCGACUGGCUUAUCCUCAGUGUUCUUGGCGAACGGGAUCAGAUUCUUAGCCGACAACAAGAUUCAGACGUCUUCUGCAGAACUCACCGUAAGAACUCUUGGUUUCUUCGUGUUAAAGAAAUGUUCCAGAAGGUUUCGGAACAUUUAAAACGAAUCGUUCGAAAUGGAGGAGAAGAGAGGGGAAGGGAAAAAAUAUGA
Caenorhabditis briggsae is the source of this 561-nucleotide messenger RNA. NCBI's taxonomy places the organism in Eukaryota, Metazoa, Nematoda, Chromadorea, Rhabditida, Rhabditidae. The coding region runs from base 1 to 561 and encodes 186 amino acids. The record is from RefSeq and is a predicted model, not a curated record. The transcript has 3 exons.